GGAGCUGGGGAGAUUCGCCAAUCGGUGCGGGCUCCGGUUGUCCCCAGCCCCGGGCCCGGGCAGCUGGGCACCCGGGCGCAGUUCCCCACCCGGUGCGGACUUCGGAACCCGCCGGAGGACUGACGGGCGCCGCCCCGCGAGCGCAUCUCCGCUGGACCCGGCGCCCCGGCCGGUCCGUUCCCGGCGAGGAUGCGCGCCCUGGCUGCCCUGGACGCGCCCCCGAGCGAGCGGCUACUUCCCCGGGACCCCGAGGCUCCCCGCGACCCCGACGCCGCGCGGCCAGCGCGCAGGAGCGCAGUGGAGAGGCUGGCGGCCGAUCGCGCCAAGUACGUGCGGGGCCCGGGGGCGGGCCGGGGCGCAGCUUCCGAGGGCAUCGGCCCCGGAGCGGUCAAGUGCCUGGGAACCGACCCUGGGCCCCCGGCCCGCGCCCCUGCCCCGGUGGCGCGCAGGGCUAUUGCGCGGAAGCCGCUGAGACCCGACUCGCUGAUCAUCUACCGCCAGAAAUGCGAGUUCGUGCGAGGACCGGGCGCCGACGGCCGCAGGGCGAGCCUGGUGAAGAAGCUCUUCCAGGGGCCAGGCAAGGACAAGGCGCCGGUGCCCCCUGAGACUCCCCGUACGGGCGAGGAGGGCAAGGCCGGGAACCCGGAGACCGUCCCCACCAAGCCUGACCCCGCAGCGGCCCCCGCGCCCCCCGAGACCUCAGCCCCCUCCGCGCGCUCCGGCUCCGCGGCGCCCUCCAGGGCCCCGGCCGCGCCCCCUGGCCCAGAGCCGCGCGUGGUGAGGCGACGGGGUCUGCAGCGCUCGCAGUCGGACCUCAGCUCGCGCUACUCCGCCGCCCUGGAGUCUGACACCUUCUUCCAGUACUGCGGCCUGGACCCCGAGGUGGUGGAGGCCCUGGGCAGGGAGAACUUCACCGCGGGGUCGGACCGCGUGACCCUCAAGGUGCGCAGCGUGAGCGUCGCCACCUCCGGCAGCGGCUUCUCCCGGCACAGCGGCGGCGGCGACGACGGGCUGCAGGAGGAGGAGCUGGUGGAGCAGGUGCCCAGCACCACCUCGGUGGUCGAGAGGAACGCCCGCAUCAUCAAGUGGCUGUACACCUGCAGGAAGGCCAAGGAGACCCCCGGCCAGGGGCUGCAGGGGCCGGCGUGACCGCCUGCGCGGGAGCGGAGCGGGGCCCAAGGAAGCAAACCUUUCCAAUGAUGAAGACUUCUUGAAGGAUUUCAUGGGUAACUUGGGAUCCCAGGGCCAUUUUGCCAGUAUGCCUAGGUGACCACGUGAUUGCUGUUUUCCCAGAAAUACAGCGUCCCAUUGACAAAGCUUACGUGCUCUCAGAAGGUUUCAAAUACAACAGAGAAUAUGGGAACACAGAUUUUGAAAUUUAGCUGAAUUGUAAUAGCUGAAUCUCUAAAAGGCAUUUUCCUUGUCUGAGGUGAAACUAGCAUUGCUUCCAGAGGGCAGCUGGAAACCCUACAGCCGUUUGGAAAUCUUUUUGACUGACUUGCUGACUAAAAGGUACUGUGAUACAUUUUAACAAUAUCUAGGUUGAUUUUUUUUAAAUCAAGGAAAAUGAAAACCAAGCAUGAAUGCCACGUUAUGUGCUCCUUUUGACCAUCCUGGGCUGAUUAGCAUCAUUUAAAUCAAAGUAACCAUGAAAAGGUAUAUUCUGUUUCAAUUCUGUGGCCAAAAAAGAGUAAACACACACAGGCUCAGACACACUGACCCCACUUGCCAGAGCAUUACUGCACUAUAAACUACAUUUAAAUCCCAAACUAUACUACUGUGUAUCUUAUUUAACAAAUCAGAGAACACUUUUAAAAUAACUUGAGGACUACAAGGUCAUUCUAUUAAUGGCAUUCUCCGUUUGGGUUGUAGGCAUGUGGAAGUACCCAUUAAAAGAUAAAUUAGAGUUUAAAUACUGAUCAAUAAAACCUCUUGUAACUGGACAGUUUCUGGAGAGUUGGAAGAAGAAUCUUGAGUUUCCUUUGGUCAGAUGAAUACAGCAUUUCACUUUUGCAGCACUAUUUAGAAUGCACUUCAUAGUUCUCUUGUUCCCAACUUCCAAAAAGAACAGAAAACUGGUUUACACGGAACAGAAGCAUCUGAGGCAGGGCCUCUUCCCUGUCCUUUGAUCUGACUCACACCUUCACAUAUGACAUAAUCAACCCAAAUUUGACACCAAUUCACUCUUUUCUACGAAGAGGAUAUUCUGAAACAAGGGACAGCCUAAGGGUGGCUGGAAUGAGAGUGUUGAUGGGGGUUACCGGGUCCCUGAUUCUGAACUUGUUCAUGACACCCACAGAACCUUCUGAGAAAUAAUCCAAAGAAAAUUUGUUACCCAGCCAAUUCUUCAAGAGCUUACUAUCAAAAUAUAUCUUUUCAAGAAGAAAAUCAUUAGCGAGAAGAAUGUGGAGGGCAGAGAAGUGGGUUUCUCAUUGAUAUCAUAUUUUGUUAACCAUUUCAUUUUGAAUUAUUCAAGUCUUGGUUAAUAUUGUAUUCUAUUUUUGUAACUAUUUUACUGUGAGAGUAGGUCAUUGGGUUACUUAGAUAUUUAUUUUUACAGUUAUUUGUCUUCAGAUAGUUUUAUUUUACUUCAUAUGAUUUUAGUUUUUAUCAGUAUAAUUUUAAAUCAUGUUUUUCUUGGUCAUCUCUGUAUAUAUUGUAUAACUGAAUUUUUAUUGUUUGACUGCAAGUGGAGUGUUUGCCACUCAAUAAAGUUCUCAGUACUGUAGUGACUUGUUUUCAAAUAAGUCCCAGAUAGAUGUUUGGGAGCCUUUGCUGGCCACCAGAUGCACCUUUCUGAAUACAGACUCUGUCAGGACAGCAGGUCCCCUGAUCUAAGCAUUUUCCCCAAUGGUUGCUCUAAAAAUGCUGCUGUUUUUGUGUUCACUGUAUUGCACUUAGUUAAAAAAAAAAAGAUAAUGUUAAAAUGAGAGCAAUUUUUUAAAGGACCUUGUCAUAUACUCAAUUCCUUAUUUUCAGAUGUCCCAUUAAUUUUAUAUAUGAAGGCUUUCUGUAAAAGUUUCUACUGUCAGAACAGGAUGGAUGCAGCCUGGGGCAGAUUUAUUUAAGAUCAAAAUGGUGCAGACUCAUCAUUCAUAUCAUAGGGAAAAAUAUAAAAACAAAGUGGUUUCCACUAAAACCACCAAGAUCUUUUAGAACUGUUUGCAUCUUCGGUGGUGGCAUAGGAAAAGAGAAGAAUUCAGCUGGAGUAAAUUCUAGAAGUAGAUAUCAGAAACGGACAUGAAGAACAGGGGAACUGGGUGGCAUCAGACUCCUAAAGAAGUGAGUUAAUCCUCCUUCCCUUCCAUUUAGAUUCAUGUCUCAGCUCCACGUUUUGAGUAUGUGUAAGAUGUGAGAAGUUCUUUCUUCAGCCAGGGGUGGUGACUCACGUCUUUAAUCCCAGUGCUUUGAGAGGCCAAGGUGGGAGGAUCACUUAUGCCCAAGGGUUUAAGGCUGCAGUGAACCAUGAUUGCACCACUGCACUCCAGCCUGAGUGACAGAGCAAGACCCCGUCUCUAAAAAUUAUGUAAAAAGUAAAACUAAAGAACGUCUUGCCUAAACCUGAAUUACUCCAAUUUAAUGAGUGACUUUGAGAAAAAUCAGACUUUAGUUCAGUCUGGAUGAAAAGAUUCUGAUUGCUUUCCACAGGAAUGUGCCACAGUGACAGCCGCAAGAUGCUUGUAUUUGUUCAUGAAAUAAUGACACUUUUAAAAAAUGUAAUUAAACAUAAUGAAAAAAUGAUUGAUAGAGCAAAGGAAAUAACAGUAGUCUUUUUCACUUAUAUGUGGGUAUGAUCAGCAAUGCCUUAGAGUAAAAGGUAUUCAUGUACCUAGCUGGUUUCCUGGUUAUGUGUA
Molecule: messenger RNA, 3854 nt
Organism: Sapajus apella (tufted capuchin)
Lineage: Eukaryota; Metazoa; Chordata; Mammalia; Primates; Cebidae
Gene: FAM110C
Product: family with sequence similarity 110 member C
Exons: 2
Coding region: 190-1149 (319 amino acids)
Biological process (GO): regulation of cell projection assembly; positive regulation of cell migration
Cellular component (GO): cell cortex
Molecular function (GO): alpha-tubulin binding
Source: RefSeq, a predicted model, not a curated record